Messenger RNA from Didymella exigua CBS 183.55, 1188 nucleotides. RefSeq names its product glycoside hydrolase family 6 protein. Gene Ontology annotation, molecular function: hydrolase activity, hydrolyzing O-glycosyl compounds. Gene Ontology annotation, biological process: cellulose catabolic process. The transcript has 4 exons. NCBI's taxonomy places the organism in Eukaryota, Fungi, Ascomycota, Dothideomycetes, Pleosporales, Didymellaceae. The record is from RefSeq and is a predicted model, not a curated record. The coding region runs from base 1 to 1188 and encodes 395 amino acids.
AUGCAGUUCACGCUUACUGCCCUGCUGGCAUCUGCCAUUAGCUGCGCCUUCGCUGCGCCUACAGCCACCGAACAGGGCCCCAUCACUGCCCGUCAGGCUGCUAGUUCUUGUGCGACUGCUGUCACCCUCUCUGGCAAUCCCUUCGCUGGACGAUCGGUCUAUGCCAACAGCUUCUACUCGUCUGAGGUCCUUUCCGCUGCUGCCUCGAUCACCGACAGCGCAUUGAAAGCCAAGGCUACCCAGGUUGCCUCAGUGGGAACAUACCUCUGGAUCGACACCCGUGCCAAGAUUGCCUCCGUUGAAGAUGCCAUCAAGAAUGUUGGCUGCAGCCAGAUUGCCGCUCUCGUCAUCUACAACCUCCCUGGCCGUGACUGUGCUGCUAAAGCUUCCAACGGUGAACUGGCCGUUGGUCAACUUGAUGUCUACAAGACACAGUAUAUUGACCCCAUCGUUGCUAUCUUCAAGAAGUAUCCCAACGUCGCCAUCUCCCUGGUCAUUGAGCCCGAUUCCCUUCCCAACCUUGUCACCAACAGCGAUGUGGCUGCAUGCCAGGCUGCCGCCACCGGCUACCGUGAUGGUGUUGCAUACGCACUCAAAUCGCUCAACCUGCCCAACGUAGCCAUGUACCUCGACGCUGGCCACGGUGGCUGGCUGGGUUGGCCUAACAACCUCCAGCCUGGUGCCCAAGUCCUUGCCGACGCUUACAUCGCUGCCGGCAAGCCUGCGGCGCUCCGCGGUAUCUCGACCAAUGUCGCUGGCUGGAAUGCCUGGGACCUCACACCCGGCGAGUUCUCCACUGGAGACGGCCAAUAUAACAAGGCGCAGAACGAGAAGGCCUACGUCGAGCUUUUCGCUCCUUACCUGUCAGCUGCGGGCAUGCCCUCCCAAGCUAUUGUCGACACCGGCCGAAACGGUGUCCAGGGUCUGCGCAACGCGUGGGGUGACUGGUGUAACGUCAAGGGCGCCGGCUUCGGUGUACGUCCCACGACCAGCACUGGCUCGAGCCUUGUUGACUCAUUUGUCUGGGUCAAGCCAGGUGGUGAGAGUGAUGGUACCAGCGAUGCCUCUGCCGUGCGUUACGACUCGUUCUGUGGACUCGAUGAUGCGUUCAAGCCCAGCCCUGAGGCGGGACAGUGGAACCAGGAGUACUUUGUGCAGCUGCUCCAGAACGCUAAGCCGUCUUUCUAG